AUGAACAAACAACCCACCCCCGCCCCGGAAGUCGAUGAAAAGGCCAAGAGUGAGGAGCCGCCUUUGGUUUUUGUGACGGUCCGUCAACGGAGUGCGGUUUCGAGACGCGCGGACGAGACGGAUACCUGGGGAAUUGAUGAAAUUGAUGCCAAGGAAGAGUGUAGACUGAUUCUGAAGGAUGGAAACGCAACUGUAGGUGAAUUAGAGUUUAUUCGGGUUGGAGUUGUUAUCGGUAUUUCCGAGUUGCUUUGAAAUGGCAUUAUUUUAGGUAUCAGUUUUGUCCCGGCUGAAUACCUUCCGCCGGAAUCGAGAAUUAUGCGAUGUUGUCCUCUUUGUGAAGGAGCGGGAGAUCCUGGCACAUAAAGUUGUUCUGGCUGCUCUUUCCAAUUCACUUUUGGAUAUGUUUGUGACUGACAGCGAUAACCGUAAGUUCUCCUAAUUUUAUACCUAAAAUCUUCCUUAUUUUUAGCUGUCAAACCGGCUAAGUCGGAUUCCGUUUCAAACAUGUCAUAUUUCGAGUUCAACCAAGGAGAUUACGAAUGCUUCGAAGCGUUGGUUGACUUCGCCUACACUGGAGUUUUAACGAUUAGCAAUAGGAAAGUGGCAGAUCUUUAUAAGACGGCCUAUGCCCUUCAAGUUCACACCGUGGCCAUGGCCUGUGCUCGACAUCUGGCCGAGAAUCUGAGUUGCGGAAAUUGCAUUGGAAUUAGAAGACACGCCAAUUUCAAUAAUGAUUCUUUCCUCGUGAACAAAGUGGAUACUUUUAUCGCCGAGAACAUUGAGAAUAUCAUAUCCGAAAGUGUCGAAUUCACUCAACUUCCUUGCGUCAAACUGCGGAUUAUAGUCCCAAAACACGAACAACUAAGUCACGAUGCUGGAGUUAAUUUGGCCGAGAGAUCAUUGACUUAUUUCCAGAGAUACCCGAAGAUUUCUGAUCGGGUUGAUCAACAGAUCGAGGCAUUGGUGCAGAAAGUAAGUUUGGCUGUUAUGAGUAGUGGUCUUGCGCAUCUAAAAAUCUGUUUUUGCCAUUUUUGGGUAUUAUAUUUGGUCUUCAAGGCUUCCUGAGAGUUUUUUAUCUCAAAAUUCCGUCUUAAUCUUGAGAAAUCCAUUCAAAACAAAUCGUAUUCCACACGGUAUCGAAUACUCAAUCUUUGUUUGUCACCGCGUUCUUUGCCCUCUCUAAUCGACCAUUUUUCAGUCCCAUUUGUUGUUCGUUGAAGAGGAUUUGAGUCUGCAAGACUGUGCCGAGAUGGAUGAUCAGAGUUCCGUGGGGUCCUGUGAUGUGGUCCAGGACUACAAACGUUCCAAGCAGUCCAAAUCGUCCAAGUCAGCUGGCCACAACAGGUGAGUCAAGUCUUUUUUUUUGUUUUCAAAAUUCGGAACGGCCGAACACUCGUUUAAGUCACGUUUUGAUGGCCCAACGUGGGUUGAGAAGAGAUAAACAAGAGCUGAGACGUCAAAUGUAUGAGAAAAGAGCCUUCUGGAAAGCGUUUCUUGGGUUUUUGAUGACUUCGUCUCGUGAAAUAUAGGCUUGACAUAAGAUGACGUCUAUCCAAGUGUAUUUCGUGGUUGAUUUCAGCCAAAUAAUUGGAGCCCAGCCUGUCCAACAUCACGUGACUGGUGCUCUCCCAGUGAAGAUUAAUGCCAGCAGAGUUGCCAAUGCCAAAUAUGCGUCGAAUGAGUCGCUAAAUUCAUGCGCAUCUUCCCAAACUGAUGUGGAAGAUGAGAUUGAAUCAAAAUUGAUUGCUGUUAAUGAGACUUCGAGAGGAUUCUGGAUUGCUCUGGCUGUUUUAUACAAGAAGUUGGUGGUCUUGAGCAUCCAUUUGACUGAUGAUGAGGAAGUUGCCGGAUCCGGGGACUCAAACUCGGCCACUCCGCCACUUCAAGAUGCCAAGAAUUCAACAAAUAAUAAUACAAUUAUCAUGACCAAACAAACAACUGAUGUUCAGCAGAACUCUGUCCUGGCGAAAUUGGCAAGUUGCGUAUCGGUGGCUAGAAGUCCAUUACCCGCAAUGAGUGUGGCCAGAUGCUCAGUGGGAGCGGCGUUUUUGAACGGGAAAAUCAUUGUUUGUGGUAAGUAUUUUAUAAAUUUUCGGUUUACACGUUACAUUAGAACCUUUAUCAUUCGUGAUGGUUAAUGUAAUUCCAGGUGGUUAUGAUCGAGGAGAAUGCCUCAAAACAGUAGAAGAAUUCGAUAUUUCCCUGAAUGAAUGGAAGAGACUCCCAUUGAUGACCUGCGAACGAGGUCGUUUUGAUGUGGCCGUUUCUGGAGGAAAGGUGUACGCAGUCGCUGGAUCCAAUGGAAAUUAUGACCUCAAGUCCGCGGAAGUCUACGAUCCGAAGAUCGAGAAAUGGGUCCAAAUCGCACCCAUGGCCAAGGCGCGGUCUCAUAAUGGAUGCGCUUCUUUGGAUGGAUUCAUCUAUAGUCUGGGAGGAUCUAACGAUCAAAUGGCCCUAAGGGAAUGCGAGAGAUAUAAUCCGGAAUCUGGAGUCUGGGAAGCGAUUGCUCCGAUGCAACAGGCCCGCCAACAAGCUGGCUGCACUUCUUGGAGAGGAAUGGUCGUCUGUGUUGGUGGAUGCGACAGAUGGAAUUGCCUCGAAUCAGUAGAAGCGUUUGAUCCAGCGACUGGACAAUGGAGAACGUUGGCCAAGCUGACAACUCCGAGAAGAGGAUGUGCUGUGGCAGUAGUUAGAGGUAAGGGAAUCGUUGCUUCGGUGAUAUUGUAUUUAGAUUCUCUGUAUGUGAUUGGUGGUCAUGAUGGACAACAAUCCUUGAAUUUGGUAGAGGCUCUGGAUCAUCCAAAUGGCCACUGGAGAACUGUACCGUCGCUUUGCACACCUAGGACGAACACUCAUGCCGUCGUAACAGCUGGAAAUGCCAUUUAUGUCAUCGGGGGAUUUGAUGGAAACCAAUUUUUAUCGACCAUGGAAGUCCUAGAGAAUGGUAAGAUUGGCCUUAGGCUUUAAAGCUGUGUAUCCUAAAUAACGUAAAAAUAUUUACGAUGAAUAUCUCCAGAAUCUAUCGGAUGGCGUGGAUGGAUCCAAACCCGCCUUUCCCAGGACCUUGUUGAAGAAGAAGAAGAGGAAGAAGUCGAACAUCCCGAGCUCUCCAACCCAAAAGAACGCUCCGAUUCUGCCACUCCACGUGCUGCCGUCUCAGUCAACUAA
Molecule: messenger RNA, 3168 nt
Organism: Bursaphelenchus xylophilus (pine wood nematode)
Lineage: Eukaryota; Metazoa; Nematoda; Chromadorea; Rhabditida; Aphelenchoididae
Source: the annotation of a GenBank genome assembly